This is a messenger RNA of Aspergillus ruber CBS 135680, 985 nucleotides long. RefSeq lists its product as uncharacterized. The transcript has a single exon. Bases 235 to 891 code for a protein of 218 amino acids. Lineage: Eukaryota; Fungi; Ascomycota; Eurotiomycetes; Eurotiales; Aspergillaceae. The record is from RefSeq and is a predicted model, not a curated record.
AUAAAUGAUGAUUGCUAUCAGACAACUCAGCUCAGCUCAGCUGAAUAUUUCUUUCCAACAAGUUCAGCCAGCCAUGUUAUUUCCCUCAUACCAAUACAGGAAGUUCGAGUUCAAGGACUGUGAUAGGGCCAUUUAUCAUAUAACCUGGGCAGGUCUUCCAACAAAACGAUCUUUGAAUUUCACAAUCAUCUUUGAGUUCUUUUCGCCUGAACAGCCUCAGAUUUACGUCGCAAAAUGGCAAAACAACUUGAUUUCCUCGCGCUUGGGAAAGAGAUAAAGGGUAUAAGGACAACCGAAGGGUUCGACGUUCUGGUGUCUUACUCUGAAGAGAAAAUCAAUCAACUUCUCCGGGCGCGCUCCCAAGAGAUGAAAUCAAUCCUGAAUUUUGGCCCAUUAAAGACAUCCUAUUCCGACCCCGUAACAGAUGAGGAUGUCGAACUUGACGUUUUCAUGACUCUGGAACAUCCUCUCAUUCAGUUCGAGGACGAACACGGAAACAUCACACUGACAUUCGACAUCCAGAAAGCACACUAUGAUGUUAUAGGUCAUAACAGAACUAUAACAUUACCCUCCGGAAUGGUGCUAAGUUUCAAGACCACGCUUAGCAAUGUGACUGGUACCGUGGACUCCAGUCAGAGCAAAGACGGGUUCGCAGGGAAAGGCGCGAAAGCCGCACCGGCAAACAAGACAGUUCCCAUCAAUCCAGACGAGAAAGACGUAUCGCAGGGCGUCUGUAUUACCUUUCAGAAGGCAUCAGUCGACUUAAUCGGCACCACCGACGAGUCCAGAAAGGCAGUCAAAGGCAAGACAUUCAUGUUGGAUGCCCUCAAACAAUACUUCCAGGAAAAUGCCGAACUCAAAUAUUUUGUCGCUGGUGUUUCCAAUCUGUAACGGCUCAGCUCAGCGCCUUCAUCAGCAAACAUCAUCAACACGGCAAACAAUGUCAUGGAAGCAACCAAGACAAACAAGCUGCUUAGCGAGACCA